AUGAAGACAGUUAUUAUUAUUUUUGUUUUUUGUCUCAUGUUUUCAUAUGCAUCUGCACAAGGUUGCAGUGCUAAUCCAUGCCAAUUAGGUGAUUAUUUCAAUGAGAUAAAUGGUUAUCGUUGUAUCGAUUUGGGUGGUGAUAGCGUUACAUGUACAUGUCCUGGUAGUGCAUACGAGAUUAAUCAACCUUGUCGUCUUUGUGACAACGCAGACCCCUCAAAAGAUGCAUGCAGAAAUCUCAAUGGAAAGCUGAUCAAGUGUCUUGAAAAUACUGACUGUGGAACAUCCUAUGCAUGUCUUUGCACAGCUAACAACACAGAUGGUUUCGCGCUAACAACAGACGCUGAUUGUGAUACAACAGUUCCAUUGACAUGCUCGUCAACAACAACAACAACAACAACAACAACAAUAACAACUCCUUCAGGUCCAUCACCAUGCUUAAAUGGUGGUACUUACGACGGCAGUAUUUGUCAAUGUCCACCUAGUACUUGGGGAGAUUAUUGUGAAUUAAAUGGCACUUUGGGUUUUUGUUCGGCAAGGCACUGUUCAAAUGGAGGAUUUUGUAGAGAAAAUAUUAUUAAUACAACGGUUUUUGUUUAUUGUCAAUGUCAACCGGGUUAUAGGGGUACUAAAUGCGAGACGAAUUAUUUUACUUGUUCCACUGUUGGUAAUUUUUCCAAUACCGAUAUGCAUGAGCAAGGAAAAUAUUUUGAAUGUAAAAUGAUAGCUGGAUUAUUACGCAUCGAACGAAAAUCAUGUCCCAAACGACUUCGCUUCGAUCAAGUCUCAAAUGUUUGUAUGUAA
Adineta steineri is the source of this 804-nucleotide messenger RNA. NCBI's taxonomy places the organism in Eukaryota, Metazoa, Rotifera, Eurotatoria, Adinetida, Adinetidae. The record is from the annotation of a GenBank genome assembly.